This is a messenger RNA of Sphaeroforma arctica JP610, 1119 nucleotides long. RefSeq lists its product as hypothetical. Lineage: Eukaryota; Ichthyosporea; Ichthyophonida. The record is from RefSeq and is a predicted model, not a curated record. Bases 1 to 1119 code for a protein of 372 amino acids. The transcript has 2 exons.
AUGCACUCCGGCGAAAAUUCGGAACUGAAGCUUACGCCUGAUCAUACAAGUGUGAACAGUGUAGGUAUUGCACAAAGCCUGGGAAUCGACGUCACAAUCACUCCAUUUACUAUGCAAACAAAUUCUACAAACAAUCCACCUGUCAGCAAUGGAACAUUGGUAAAUGAUGAUCCAGCUACGCCAAACUUGAGUAGUGCACACGUAGAGAGACGGGGUCGUAAGCCAUUGAAGGAUGGUCUGACGCAGGAGACCUUUUUUACUCUAUCACAUAGUCUACGUGGCUUGGCAGCAUGUAAACGAUAUCUUUUAAACUCUAAGGGGUUCAAGUUAGUACUUCCGGGUCGUAUUAAUAAUGACCCCAUAGAGAUGAGCUUUUCAAUAGCUCGUGCUAUGGCAGGAGGUAACUCACACUUAGAUAUAUGUGCGUAUUUGUACGCACAAAGAACACUGCUUAUACGUGCGAUAUAUGACAUAUGUGCAAACCCCGAUUUCAGUCACAAUAGGGAAGCCUAUAAUCAGCUCUUCGAAGGAAUACAUGAGAAGACCAGUGCAUUAGAACAAAUUACCAAAGGAAAAGGCUUAGAUAGUGAUGAUCAGAUGUUUGUAGAGUAUUCGAAAAGUCUCAUCGCUGAGUUAGACCGUAAGGGCUUAUCGUGGCCGACUGCUUUGAUGGUGGUGAUGUCUGGGCUUGUAUUGAAUGUUGUAGAUGUAAUUGUUGCAGACAAAAAAAUGUUGAGACAAUUCAACGAGUCCACGAGCGCGAGUCGUGUGGGACUGCGCGUGAUCAAGACGUUCCUGCGAAAGAGAAUCAAUUUGUGCCGUAUGCUGAUGCCUUUACGUGAUCGAUGUCUAGACUGCGACUCAGAUCGAUCAGAUACUAUUGUUAAACCAACAUUGAACACACUCUACAAUGUGGCAUGCAAUAAUAUGUCAUUGUUGCUUAAUCGCAAAUGUGCGGCUACUAUGGUUACACUUAGUAUAGUGAAGGCAGAUACAAAGAAAGGUCGACCGACAUCGAUACGCGGUACCGAAGGGUCUACGUACACACACGAUAACUCGGGGAAGUGGACGACGGAUAGGGAUAAUAUUAUUUAUUUCAAAAAUGGCAAGUAUUUAUGA